Colias croceus (clouded yellow) is the source of this 9088-nucleotide messenger RNA. RefSeq names its product protein Gawky (gene gw). Lineage: Eukaryota; Metazoa; Arthropoda; Insecta; Lepidoptera; Pieridae. The record is from RefSeq and is a predicted model, not a curated record. The transcript is spliced from 18 exons. The coding region runs from base 533 to 4411 and encodes 1292 amino acids. Gene Ontology annotation, molecular function: protein binding; nucleic acid binding. Gene Ontology annotation, cellular component: P-body; nucleoplasm. Gene Ontology annotation, biological process: positive regulation of nuclear-transcribed mRNA poly(A) tail shortening; miRNA-mediated gene silencing by inhibition of translation.
AUGAUAUCAAUCCCGUUUGUUGAGCUAUGGAUUAUGGAACCCUUGUGAUUGUGAAUGUGAAUUUGUUGAACGACGAAGUACGAACGAAUCGUCGCGAAUCACUGCUUUGGUUUGAUAUGCGCUUAUCAUGUCCGCGACGCAAUAUGUUGUUAAUUUUAUAGCUGCAAACCAUGAAACAAACAAGAAAAGCCAAAUCACAUAAAACGACAAAGUGAAACGAUACGAGCUAUCUGCAAAGCUGCUCCAAAGGAUCUGCCGAGCCCGCAUUAUCUGUGAUAUACAGCUCAGCCUCUCGUCCGUCCUAUAAGGGCUGGGCCAAUUGGGGCUAGAGGCGUGUCCGCAGCAGCUUCCAGCGGUGAUCUCACCCUGCCCUCUGCCAUAGAGGCACUAAACACUGCUACCUGCUUUAUUGACUGCAUCACUACAAACCAUUGUUACUUAGUCUUUAAUUGAAACAAUAUGCAAUCUGUGAAAAUAAUUAUAAAUUUAGCUGGAUAUUGUAGAAAAUUAUUCUAUUUAUAAUAAUUGUCUGAUGUCUAAUGUUUCUGUAAUAUUAUGUGUUCCAUGUCUAUUUAAGGAUAAUUGUUACUCCAAUAUUGAUACUGUUACCGAACCAAUGCAAUGUAAUUACUCCACCUCAAUGUUGGUGGUGAUCACAAAUAAAAUUGGUGCUUUUAAGCGAGUCGAAGAGAAGAAUGAAAGUCAGCGAGUUAGUGUAAAAAUGGUAGAUAAUAAUAUUUAUAAUGUAGAAUUUGUUGAUAGUAUCCAACAAAACCAAAUGAUUGGCGGUACGCCUAACUACUGCAUUCCUUUAAUGAUUAACGCCAUAACAGUCCAGGGUAUCUCAUACAGUGACCCGUAUUUCAGUAGCUUUAACUUAAACUAUAAGAUGGCGUCACAAGCGCCAGAGUAUAUGAACAAGUCUGAUUACGCUUUUAAAUCCUCAGUUUGUAUUAUACGAGAUGAACUUUGCAUGAAUAAGACACAAUUACUAAAUGUGAAGUCUGCUCAUGAUAUGUUAUUGAAACCUAAAACUCGAAUGAUUACUUACGACAAGUCUGCAACUAAAUGCCAUGACAAUAAAGUAUUGGACGUUGGUGAAAAACCAACCCAGACACCAGUGUUGAAGACGUUUGAAAAUGGCGAUUUGACCUUUGAUGGUAUGCUGGCUCUGAUCGAAAACGAACAAAGAAUCUUAAAAGAAAUUAAGAAGAGUGAAGAAGCAGAUAGCUGGGGUGUACCCCGUCGCUUGCGUCUGUGUGGCGGCGGUGAAAGCUCUCUUAAUGCUGCUUCUGGCUGGGGAAGCCCACCUACUUCGAAUAAUACUGGUAAUUGGGGUGGUAAUUCCAGUGGCCAAACAAAUAAUGGGACAAAUAAUACUCAACAAUGGAACAACUCACAACGUCCGCCUACAUCUCAAGCUGAUUUGAACAGCAACAAGGGCAAUGGCAAUCAAAUUCCGCCAACCAGCGCGGCAUCUCAAAAUUGGCAAAGCUCUCCUCCAAACAUGCCAAAUUCCCAAUCCAACAAUAACGGUGCGCCUUCGAGCAAUGGUACAAAUAAUGGAAGCAAUGGAAAUGGGAACAAUAUGCCAAAUGCAAAUGGCAAUGCAAAUGGACCCACAGCCAAUGGCAAUAGUGGGAAUAAUACAAAUAACACUUCAUCUGCAAAAAUUGAACAAUUGAAUUCAAUGCGAGAGGCUCUAUUCAGCCAAGAUGGCUGGGGUGGUCAACAUGUAAACCAAGACACAAAUUGGGAGGUACCCGGAUCUCCUGAACCUGGCUCAAAGGUUGACUCAACUGCUAGUGGCCCUCCAGCAUGGAAACCAAAUAUUAAUAAUGGUGCUUUUCUUGGAACUGAUCUCUGGGAGGCUAACUUGAGGAAUGGUGGUCAGCCUCCACCACAGCCAGCAUCAAAGACUCCAUGGGGCCAUACCCCUACUACCAACAUUGGUGGCACAUGGGGCGAAGACGACGAUGCGGCUGAUUCAGCUAAUGUAUGGACUGGGCCGCCACAGCCACAGCAGUGGCCGGGAGGUCCGCCAGCCCACUCUCAGCAGUGGGGAGUACCAAAGAAAGACGAUUGGAAUGCUUGGGGUGAGCCUCACCGACCAGCCGAUCCCAGGCUGGACCCGCACCGCACUCCGGAUCCACGACAACAGCCCGCAGACCUGCGCGGAGGUAUAUCCGGAAGACUCAAUGGUGAUAUGUGGAGCCAACACCAUCAACACACUGCAGCUGCUCCUAAUAAGAUGAUGCCCACUGGUGCAGUUAACCAAUGGGGUGCUCAGGGACCGAAGGACGGUAUCAAAGUGUCGGGUUGGGAAGAGCCAUCUCCGCCGGCUGCGCGGCGCGCAGCGGGUGCCUUCGACGACGGAACCUCCCUGUGGGCGCAGCGCGCCGGCAUGGGCGGCAUGGCCCGCGGCGCCCCGCAGGGCCCGCCGGCCCCCCAGCGCAUCCCCCCGACCCCCACCAAACCCGACGCCGUGUGGGGCACCCACUCGCAGCGCAACGGAUCCUGGGAAGAGCCCCAUGCCGGGUGGCCCGACCGCGACGUUCCCGCCUGGUCCGACACGUCCGGACCCGGCCUCUGGCCCGUGCCAAAACCCAAACCGGCCGGACCCACCGGCGGCUGGCCCGAUGACAUCGCAGAAUGGGGUGGACCUAAACCACCACAGAGUGGCUCUAUUGGCAAACAGUUGACCAAAGAGAUGGUCUGGAAUAGCAAACAGUUCAGAUUCCUCCUCGAGAUGGGCUACAAGAAGGAAGAAGCGGAGGCAGCACUGCGUAGCCGUGACAUGAAUGUAGAAGAGGCCGCAGAGAUGCUGAACGCGGCUCGCGGUGACGGCUGGCGAAGGGACGAGCAUUUCCACCAUGGACCGUUCCAGCCACAACCAAGUGUACCUUCCGUGUCGCCUGCUGUUGUACAGAAGCUGCUUAACCAGCCUCCACCGCAUGCGGUGCAACAUCAUCCCUCUUUCAACCACAAUAGUGGCACUGGUAACAGCGGCCAGCCAAGCACGGCACAGCUCAGGAUGCUCGUGCAGCAAAUACAGAUGGCCGUCUCGGCUGGGUACCUGAACCAUCAGAUAUUAAACCAACCGCUCGCACCGCAGACGCUGGUGUUGCUCAACCAGCUCUUGCAACAGAUAAAAGUGCUGCAGCAGUUGGUGCAACAGCACACGCUGGCUAUAUCGAAGGCCAAUUCGUCUCUCGCGUUGCAGUACUCUAUGCAAAUUACAAAGACAAAACAGCAGAUUACUGCUCUACAAAACCAAAUAGCGACACAACAAGCCCUGUACAUGAAGCAGCAAGCGGGCGGCGCGGAUCUGUUCAAGCAGAGUCAUGAUCCUCUAGCUGGAUUGCCGAAUAACUUCAGCGACAUGAGCAUCGGCAAGGAUUCGCAGGCUGCAUACGGUGGUGGCGGUAACCAACAGUCUCGUCUGAACCAAUGGAAGCUGCCGUCCCUGGACAAGGAGAGCGAAGGGACGGACUUCAGCCGGGCCCCCGGUACGGCCAAGAGCGCUACGAGCCCGCAGCUGAACCAGAUUGGCUUGCAACCUGACUCGACUUGGGGCGUAGGCCGCGGCGCGGAGUGGGGCGAAGGUGCUGAUGUAGCGGACGGCAAGGACUGGCCGGCGCACACGCACCAGCCCGUGUACGAUCUCGUGCCGGAGUUCGAGCCCGGCAAGCCGUGGAAGGGCAACCAAUUAAAGACCGUCGAAGACGAUCCGGCCAUGACGCCCGGAUCCGUGGUCCGAUCUCCACUAUCGUUGACCGCAAUCAAGGACACUGACAUGCUCGGGGGCAAGACUUCGCCCCCGGGCGGUGAGAGGAGCCUCUCCUCGUCUACAUGGAGCUACGCCCCGCCCGUGACGUCAGCGGGAGGCCUGAAGGCUGACGCGUGGGGGGCGAAGGGCCGCGUGGCCCCGCCCGGCCUCAACAAGUGGCCCCAGCAUCACGGAAACAAUGCUCGUACGGUGCCCUCGUGGCAGUCGUCUACGUGGCUGCUCUUGAAGAAUCUUACUGCUCAGAUUGACGGGUCGACUCUGAAGACCCUGUGCGUGCAACACGGGCCGCUGCAGAACUUCCACCUGUACCUCAACCAGGGGCUGGCUCUCGCACGCUACUCGACACGCGAAGAGGCCGCUAAGGCCCAAAUGGCGCUGAACAACUGCGUGCUGAGCAACACGACGAUAUUCGCGGAGUCGCCCGCCGAGUCGGAGGUGCAGCUCAUCCUGCAGCACCUCGGCUCCGGCGGCGGCGGCGCCUGGCGCGCCGGCGGCAAUGCCAAGCAGGACGGGUGGGGCGGGUUCCCCGGGCUGUGGCCCGACCAGCACGAGCAGCGCGCCACGCCGUCGUCGCUGAACUCGUUCCUGCCGCCCGACCUGCUCGGCGGCGAGUCCAUCUAAGCGCCCACCGUAGCACAAACGUAGCGGCCUGCGUAGACUCGCGUCGGCCGCAGCGGAGCGGGUGUCUAGUUGUAAUUACGCUUGGCCGUUCCUCCGGGAGUGGAAUAUUUUUUCGCCUAGUCACGUGGGGCGGGCGGGGUCCCUCGCCCGCCGUAGCCAACUGUCCACAUACUAUCGUCUACUGUUUCGUAAGUGUUCAUCGUAGAGUAUUUACUAUUUAGUGUAUAUAAGAUUGCCGCGCGACACGGGCGCGUGGCUCGCGUGUGACGCGCACGCGGCGUGUCGCCGGUCACCAAAUAUGAGAGUGUAGUGUCGGCGGUAGAGUUAAUGCGUCGCGGGCUACCUCAGUCACUCGUCCCGUGGCCUUAUUUUAGUAUGUAUUUAUUAUUUUGUUGCGUCCGCGGGCUGUUGCUGUUUCGCGCGCGGGCGGUUGCGUUCCGAGUUUUCUUUCGCGUUUUUUUUUUAUUAUUAUUAUUUUCUCGUUUUUAUUCGCUUACCGUGUCGUAUUUUUAUUAUUAUUUAUUCCGUUUCGAAUUCUCGCUCGCGUCGAGCCCUCGUUUUCCAGUAGUGAUAUUUUUAUUGAGCAAUAAAUUUUAAGUGCAUUUCGCCGGUAUGCAAGAUGUUUUAUUAGUUGAUAAAUUUUAUAAGUAAUAGAAAAAAACAAAAAAAGGAUGAGCUAGAAGCGCAUGUGCGAAGCGCCUAGAGGCCGCACGGGGCCGCAUCUUGCCUGGGAGCCGCCGCUCGGCACCGCCGACGCCGUUUCCCCAAAUUUUUUCCAGUAUUUGUGAUUCAAGUGCCACUUUAUGUUUAAAUAAAUAUAUGAAACGAUUAUCUAGAUUAUACGAUUAAUGUAAGGGUAACCUAAUAUAUUAAAUAAUUGAAAAUUGUUUUAUCAUUUUAUAUUACAUACAUUUGUGAGAAGUGUUAUAAAAGUACUAUAAUUGACGGUAAUUUAAAUAUUACACUUUUGUGUAUAGAUAAGUAUAAAGUUCUAACUUAAAUUUAGCCAUAUCAAUAUCUAUUUAAUAAAAGAUUUGUGGUAUUUUCUAUAGGCUCAAUUUGAACGUUAUUCAAAGUGACAUAUGCUUUAGAUAUUCUGUUAAUAAUAUACCUGUAGCGGUAGUCGUGUCGGUAUUACGAUAGUAGACGUAAGCUAACUUAAGUCCUAUAGGUAGGUUCCGAUAAGCGUACUAUUGAUAUUUUACGGCAACGAUUGCACUCGUGAAUGUUCGUUAUCAUAUAAAAGUUUAUUUACAAUUUUUAUUUACUUUUUUAAUUUAUUGAUGGUGUGCCACAGAGAUACUCUGCCAAAAUAUAUCAUUACCAGUAUAUUACGGGAUAAGAUAGGUCGGGCGGCCUCCGAGCGAGCUCGCGUCGCCCGCCCACAGGCUGGCGCACGCCUCGCCGGCUCACGGACACCGGCUGGGACCAGACAUAGAGUGGCCCACACCUUCACCUUCGAACAUUUUUGAGACAAAAAUAAUUUGGGUGGUCAUCAAAAUCUCAAAAAAGCCACUGCAGUAUGUUUAGACUAUUUCUGAGCUCAAAAAUGUCCCGAAAGUUCCGUCGAGGUCGCGUAGACCACUUUAACUCUAGGUUGCUUUGAGCCGCUCUCGAGCCUAUCGCCGAAAUGAGAACAGCCCCUCUAGCCAAGUGGCUUUCUGUUAGCGUAGCGUUCAAUAGAAUAAACUACGAAUGUAUGAGAUUGACGUAGGUUGUAGAUACGUUUAUCUCCAACUUACGUCAAUCUCAUACAUUCAUAAUCUAUUCUAUUAAACUUUACGCUAAUGGGAAGCCACUUGUCUAAAGGCUCUGUCUGUGAUAGCGAAUCGUAACGGCGACUCAAUGGCGCCGGCGGGGCGUGGCCUGCGCGGACCCACCACGCUUGCGAUCGAGCGAUCGACUUCAUAAGCGUAACACUAAUUUUAUUAUCGACGUGUAUCUUGUACUUUGAGCAUCUUCCAGUGAUCUUUAAUAACGAUUAGUGCUAAGUUAGGUGUAAGUAUUCGCUGUACCUUAUCGAGCCCCGCGCUCGGAAACUCUUCACAAAUUUAUAAAAUAAGUUGAGUGGUCGAUGUGUGUUCGUGAGUCUGUCUCGAUAGCGUUCGGACGCGUAGCCGUAGUUAGUGUCGCUGUAUGAUGUGUUCGUUUAGUGACAUCCGUAUUACACGUAACUGGACGGUCAUCCGAAUGCAUUGUAUCGGUUGCAUAUUGAUUUGCCUUUUAGUAUAGCGUUUCGAAUGUUUCUGUAAAAAUAUUUUUUCACGUCUCUACAACGUUUCGUCGGGGAAUAUUUUUACUCAACCGCGAAGGAAGGCACGUAUGCGUGAGCCGAGUGUCGUCUACAGGGGCCAUAAUGACCAUGUCAUCGUGUUUGGUGCCAAAGAAUGAGUAUCAAAGAUAUGUAACGGUGUCUGGAACAAAAUUAUAGCAUUUCCGCUUAGACAUAUCUUCCAAAUUGUUUUGAAAUUAAUUUCGCGGUACGGGUUAUUGAUCUGAUGUUCCUAUACCAUUCGUGUUACGUCUACGCAACAAUAGUGCACGAGAUAACAGGCCAAUGUCAAUUCUAUUGUUGUCGAGCUCAAUUUUUAAGUGAGGGUGUUUCUUUUUAUCGAUUCGAUAGGGUUAACUAAAGUAUAUUUAUUAUUUUUUAUCGUCCGGUGUACUUCUGUCCGCGUACACCGAAAUUGGACGCCUCGAGCGCCGUCGCCUACCCGUUUUAAUAUGAAUUUAAUACAGCAAUAAAUUUGACGAAAAAAAAGGAGAAAAAAUUAAUUUUUAUAAAAAUUUUCGAUUUUAAAUUUAGACAAGCCAAGUCGUAACGAAAGUAUAAUCCAGUGCCCCGUAGCGUAUGCGUCCAUAGAAUAAAGACGGUAGAAGUCGCGCCUUGAAGUUUUUUAGUCAGUUAAACGUAAACAGUACUUAAAUAUCGAGUAAACGUUAUUUAUUGAGACGUAAUAUAGGCGUUAUGGUGUAGCGGUGUUGUCGCCGGUGCGUGCCGCCGGCCGGCUCGGUUGUGAAGCGGCCUCGCGCCGCUAACUGAAUCUCCACUCGAUUCAUGGACUGCGUCAAUAUUUCCUGCACACGAUUGCGCCGCGUGCAAUUUAGUCUGUGUUAUUAUUAUGUUGUUGUAUAUUUAUACCUUACGCGUAUACCGUAAUAUGUAUAUAUUGUGAAAUUAUAUUCUUAAAGAUUUUAAUACGCUUCACGCUUUCACUUCUUACAUUUUCGUGACUCGUUUCUGUUAUCUAGGAUAAAUUUACGUACCUAAUAGUAAUUAUAAUAAUUAUCAUAGAUAUUGAUGUAAGUGAAAAAAAAGUAAAAUAUAAAAAAAGAAAAAAAAAAAGAAAAAUAAAAAAUGAAUAAAAAACCAAUGAUUGUGCCUCAAUGAACUGUGGUACGUUACCGUAACAGAUGGCAGGUUGAAUCGUUUCCUUCAAAGUUAUUAUAAUGAAUUGUGCGCUAGGCACCGCUCGGGCUAGCCGGAGACAAUAUGAGGCUGCGAGCAGUCGCCGACGCCGACGCCUUGUGUAAUCAUUAAUGAGCUUAGCUACGUUUUACUUUUAUUAUAAGUGUUAUGUCAUCAAUCAACAUUAUUAUUAUAUAUAUAUAUAUACCUAUGUGUAAAUAUUUUUAUCUAUUUAUUUUGAUUUUCAUGAAGUUUAAUACCCGAAUUAAUAUUUAAUUCGAUAAGUUGCUUCUUUUAGAUUCACGUCCGUCGUUCGCGCGUAUUACGCGGGCUUCCCGAACCGAUUCCAUAAUACUUAAAUGCCAAAGUAUAUGUCUAAAUGCCAUUAGAUAAUGUCUGUGGAUCUCUGACAUCACAACAAACUAUUGAUCGUACAAAUGGGAGCCAUUUCAUUAAACGACUGCCGGUUUGACGGUUUUCUAUCUAAUCCAAGCUGCUCUGGUUAUUAUUUAAGCUCAAGUAUUCAAAUAGUAGUUUGCUCAUAAUAUUGUUGUUUUAUUUUUAUUAUUUAUGUCUUUAACAUUAUUGUUCCCUUAGAGGAGUAAACUUUUUUAAAUUUAGUAUUGCCAUCUCCAAUGAUUAGUUAUAAUGUUUUAAAUUAAAUGGACCAUUUUAGAAUAAUGCAUCGAGUUGACGACGUAUCCUUAUCGUCUCGUCUCAAUUGCCCGCAAAUACUGUUAUAAUAAAAUUAAUCGUAAACAAUAAUUCCUACUCUGUCUGAUAAAUAGAAAGUUGCGAUAGUGUUAGUUGCCGCUUAUUUUCUUAUGCGAAUAUUUUGAUAUCUCGUGACGUCGCGGACACGAGUCUCACAGGACCGGGGAGACGCUAAAGCAUUUCCAAGCGAACCGAUCUCAGACGCCGUCGUAUUGCACGAGUGCAGUCACACAGCUACAGGGACCAAGUGUACGAAAUCUCAGUUCACCCCGGAACGUACGCUCACCGCCGAUGCAUACUGAAAAGACAUUCUAAUUUUCCAUUUAAAUAUAACUGCAUAAUAUGUGUUGACGUAAUUAGCUGUAUCGACAUAAUCGUAGUGAUAGUGCACAAUAUUCAGGGCCUUUUUAAUUUGAUAAGGGAUAAAGCUUGUUGUCUUUAUUUAUAUAUAUUUUUGUACGUUGUCGUUGACGUCCUGAUACAAUAGAAGCACAUUAGGUGAUAUCUACAAUGAAACUAGUCUUCCUUAUUUAUGAGGGAUCGUGGCGGAGAGG